CGUUUUGUAAUAAAAUCUAAUUCACAUCGUGAUGGGUGUAUAUGGAAUGUGAAAGAGCUGUAUGCGAUAAGAGAAUCACUGUUCGGUGGUGGAGAGGGCACCUUGGAUAAAGAGACCCACAUAAGAAAGUCAAUUAGCGGAUACCAAAAAUGGUUCAGGAAAAUUAUAGUAUGUCACUGACGUCAUUUCCGGUGUAUUAUCGCAAUUUAAUUUUCGUUUUUAAGGACAAUUUACUUUCACUAUUUAACGACGGUUGAGAAUGUACGUUAUAACUGCAACCCGAUCUGAUUUAAUUGACAGCUAGCUGUGGUUGAAUCGAACCAAAAGCCAAGAAGAAAUUGGACAUGGAGAAAUACAAAAUAUCAGAUGACAUUGGCAUAAUGAUCAUUUCUCCAUCAAGCACAUCAUCAAUAUUGAAUUGUCUUCUAAAGACUAAAGGAAUGUGCUAUACAGAAUAGAUCUAAUAUUGUUUCCAUAAAUGUAUGGUGAAGAGCUAUAUUUCUCUACUUCACUGCCUGGAUUGUGUGCAACAUAAAUUUGUAAAUAAAUUUGAAGAAAUUUACAAAGUAAUUUGCUGCUUCUUCAGAUAUCAGUGAGGAUUGCAGAUGAUGGAAAAUCUAACAGAAGGAAAUAUUUGUAACAAAUAUAAGAGCAAAAACAAGAAAUCUAUGUGUAUAUUGUGAAAGAAGAGAGAUAAAGGAAAAUUAAUUAAUGUGAAGAACUUCAAAAGGGUUGAUUUUAUUAGAAGAGAUGCUGAAAGUGGUAAAAAAGACACCAUUUCUGUGUGACAUUUGUAAUAAGACAUUCUCUCAACAAGGGAACUUAACUAUCCAUAAACGUAUUCAUGCAACACAGAAACCAUUUCACUGUGAAAUCUGUGGCAAGUCGUUUGCUCAGAAAGGUGACUUAGCCACUCACAAACGUAUUCAUACAGGAGAGAAACCAUAUCGUUGCGAUAUAUGUGGUAAAUCAUUCUCUGUGAGGGGUGCUUUAACUAGGCACAAACGUAUUCACACUGGAGACAAACCAUUUCAUUGUGAUAUUUGUGGCAAAUCAUUUCCUGAAUCUGGCCAGUUAACUAAACACAAACGUACUCAUACAGGAGAGAAGCCAUAUCGCUGUAAUAUCUGUGGUGCAUUGUUCUCUCGAAACCAUCACUUAAAGACUCAUGAGUCCGUUCAUACAGGAAAGAAACCAUAUCACUGUGAAAUCUGUGGUAAAUCAUUCUCCGAGACAGCUAAAGUUAUUAUUCACAAACGGAUCCAUACAGGAGAGAAGCCAUAUCAGUGUGAUAUCUGUGGGGAGUUUUUCUCUCAGAAACAUUACGUGACAUCUCACAAAUACGUUCAUUCAGGGGAAAAACCAAAUCAUUGCAACAUUUGUGGUAAAUCUUUUGCUCAGAAGCAGUACUUAACUAACCACCUGCGCGUUCAUACAGGUGAGAAACCUUAUCGUUGUGAAAUCUGUGGGAGAUCGUUUGCUCAGCGUUGUAACGUAAUCAAGCACAAACGCAUUCAUACAGGAGAGAAACCAUUUCGCUGUGAUAUCUGUGGGAGAACAUUCUCUGAAAGUGGUAAUUUAACUAUUCACAAACGUGUUCAUUUGUGAGAGAAACCAUAUUGUGGUGCUUGAGAAAACCCAUGAAGCCCACCAAAAUCACAGUUGUGGAAGAUACCAAUGUUACACAAAUGGCACUCGUGCCAGUGGCAUGCAAAAGCACCCAUUACACUCUCAGAGCAUCCAGCUGUAGAAAACCAUGCCAAAUCAGACUGGAUCUUGACACAGCCUUCCAGCGUGCCAGCCUAGUGAAACUAUCCAACCCUUACCAGCAUGGACAAUGGAUGCUAAAUGAUGAUGAUCAUUAUCAUUUAACAUCUAUUUUUUAUGCUGGCAUGGGUUGGACAGUUUGACUAAAGCUAGUAAGGCUAGGAGCUGCACCAGGUUCCAUUUUUUGUUCUGGCAUGGUUUCUACAGCUGGAUGCUCUUCCAAAUGCCAACCACUCCACAUAGUGUUCUAGGUGCUUUUUACAUGGCAGCAGUACUUCUAUCAAUUCUGUUAUGGUGGACGGGUCUUUUUGAGUACAACAAUUCACCAGAUAUCUCAGUCCUUUGUCAUUUCCUUCAUAAGGUUUUGCUUUUUGAGAUCAGCCUUCAAUACUUCAUGGUAAAUUUUGAGAUUUAAAAAAAACUUUUAUCCAUAUUAAUCUCCGUGUUUUUCCCGUACAUUGAAAAAUAGAUGGUGAAAAGAUCAAUGUCGGGGGAGUGAAAUUCCGAGGAUUUCAGCACACCAGUGGCAGGCAUCCAUUUGGGGGAGCCAUGCUUUUCACAUGGGCAACUUUAUGUGGCCUGCUCCCGUGUGGGUAGUAAAAACGCUCUUUUUGUAUGUGCUCCUUAGGGCAGAACACACAAUAUUGUCAAUAGCGAAGUUUUAUAGACAAGUUGUCAUUGCAGCCGAUGUGGUUAUAAACUGAUCCGGAAGCAUUGGCUGGACAUAUUCUCAAACCAUGGCAACAUGAAUUAUGGACUCUUCCUCUUUUUUAUUGGACAAUGCUGACUUCUCCAACAACAAUGCUCACUCGGCUGAUAUCAGUGAUUGGCUAAGUUGCUCAUAGAGUUAACCUAGAAGGGACAGGCCCCUUAUUUUCUGGUUAAGGCUGUUGGUAAGUUUUCCUAAGUUACUCCAAUCCAGAUCCCCAAUGCA
Messenger RNA from Octopus bimaculoides (California two-spot octopus), 2701 nucleotides. RefSeq lists its product as uncharacterized. The record is from RefSeq and is a predicted model, not a curated record. Lineage: Eukaryota; Metazoa; Mollusca; Cephalopoda; Octopoda; Octopodidae.